Prorocentrum cordatum is the source of this 582-nucleotide messenger RNA. The record is from the annotation of a GenBank genome assembly. Lineage: Eukaryota; Dinophyceae; Prorocentrales; Prorocentraceae.
AUGCGAUCUCGAGCAGGGCCACAACUUGGGAUGUGCAGAGAUUGCAAGGCCACAACUUCGGACGUGCAGAAGUUGGCGCAGGACUUCAAGGCUCUGCCAGCCGUGGACCUUACGCCCGUGUUGGAAGCGAUCUCGAGUAGGGCGACAGUUGCAGAUGUGCAGCAGGCGGUGCGGGACUUCAGCCCCCAGCCCGUUGUGGACUUCACUCCUGUGCUGGAUGCGGUCCACAGCAGGGCGACGGUGGCGGACGUGCAGCGGCCCGUGCAAGAUAUCAAGCUCCAGCUGGGAGUGGACUUGAGGUCUGUGCUGGAUGCGAUCUCGAGCAGGGCCACAACUUCGGACGUGCAGAAGUUGGCGCAGGACUUCAAGGCUCUGCCAGCCGUGGACCUUACGCCCGUGUUGGAAGCGAUCUCGAGUAGGGCGACAGUUGCAGAUGUGCAGCAGACGUUGCAGGACUUCAGGUCAGUGCUUGCGACAGCGAACGCAGGCGUUGAUUUGCAGCCGGUGGUGGACGCAAUCUCCAGCAGGGCGACAGUCGCAGAUUUGCAGAAGGCGGUACAGCCUACAUCAAGUUCCAGCUAG